Molecule: messenger RNA, 2032 nt
Organism: Gallus gallus (chicken)
Lineage: Eukaryota; Metazoa; Chordata; Aves; Galliformes; Phasianidae
Gene: DUOXA2
Product: dual oxidase maturation factor 2
Exons: 7
Coding region: 124-1107 (327 amino acids)
Biological process (GO): protein transport
Cellular component (GO): endoplasmic reticulum membrane
Source: RefSeq, a predicted model, not a curated record
AGCCCAGGAGGCAGCGUGGGAAGGCAAAGGCAGCAGCUCAGAGCAGCCACUGGCUCAGGGGAUUGGUGGGUGCUCCAGCACUGGCCACAGCAGAGUGCUGAUUUCCACCCCUGAAGCAACAGGAUGACUCUGUGGGAUGGCUCCUUCCCCUUCUACCCCGGCACCAAUGCUUGCUUCCCCUUCGACACCACCUGGGCCAUCAUUGCCUCCGUCUUCCUCUCUGUACUGAUCACUUCCAUCAUCAUCCUGCCUGGCAUCCGGGGCAAAGGGCGGCUCUUCUGGCUCCUGCGGGUGGUGACAAGCCUCUUCAUUGGAGCAGUGGUCCUCACCAUACAGUUCACCAGGGACUGGGAGAGUGGCUGGGUGACAGCAAACAUCUCCUACAAAUCCUUCAGCCGCGCCAUGGUGAAUGCAAAUAUUGGGCUGCACAUCGGCCUGGCAGGAGUGAACAUCACGCUGGUCGGAAACCCAGUGAAUCAGGUCAAUGAGACCAUCAACUACAACGAGCACUUUGCCUGGAGCUUCGAUGCAGACUAUGACCACAGCUAUAGCGAAGGCCUGGAGAAGGGGCUGCCCAGCCCCAUCCUCUACGUGGCGGAGAAGUUCACCACACAAAGCCCCUGCAACGUGCACAGGCAGUACCGCAUCUCCAGCCAUUAUGCAUCCAUUACACUGUGGAUGGCCUUAUGCACCUGGCUCAUUUCUAUCCUACUCUUCUCCAUGCCCGUCCUCCUUUAUGGUGGCUACAUGCUCCUGCUCACUGCUGCAUUGAUGCUUUUCUCAUUGCUCUUCUUCGUCACGGUGAGGAACAUCCCAAAGUGUCCCAUCCAGUUUGGGCCAGCCUCCCUGAAAACAGAUUAUGGCAGAUCUUUUUGGCUGACAUUAAUAACAGGGCUGCUCUGCCUGCUGCUGGGGCUGGGUGUGAUUGUUCUCAACUCUGUGCACCCACAGAAACUGAAGCUUGUCUUCAACCUGGAUGAUGGAAAGAGAGAAGAAGUAAAUGAGUGGGACAAGUCCCAUCUGCCAGCCGAGUCCAGCUCCUCUGAGCAGGACAUACUGAUGGUGUCCCUGGGCGAGCUCUGUGAGGUGACAGCCACCAAGCUGUGAGGCAAAAACAACAUAGUCUUGGAGCUCUCCUUGAUGUGGAAGCUAAACCAAAAGAAAAUGGAGAGAAACCAAAUAUAUAUAAUAAACAUAUAAGUAUGAACCAAAGGAGAAGCAACCCCUACACACAUCCCAAUAACACACUCACCCCAAAAGGUCUGCAAGAAGCUCACUCUGCCCAACAGUGCUCUUCCCAUCAACAGGUAGAGAAGAAUGAGCAGAGCUGUGGACACGGAAGUACCCUAUAUUCAGCACCUGCUCUUGGUCUGGAGUGAAGGAUGGGUUGGCAAGGAAUCCCACGAAUUAGCAGGAUAUUGGUUGUACCAAACCUUGGAGACUUCUUCAGUGUUGGAAGUACCAAACUUGGAGGCAUCCUAAAUGUUGGAGGCACCAAGUCUUACAGAAUUCUUGCAUGUCAGAGAUACCAAGCCCUAGAGACCUCCUGGAUAUCAGAGAUACUAAAUCUUGGAGGCUCCCUGGAUGUCAAAGAUACAUAUCAGAUGUCAAAGGCAGAAACAUCAGUGAUGAUCACAAAAUGUGAUUUACCAAGACUCUUGUGGCCUUCUGAAAGGAAGAUAAAAUGUUUCGGUAGGUGGGAAGGAGAGGAGGAGGAGGGAAUGGAAGUGCAUGCCCCAGUGCCCCAGUCAGUAUCUGUAAACAGUUUGCAGGAGGAGGGUACCUAGAAGGUUUGGUUUCAUGCUGCUUAGUUGCACACUUGUUAUGGGACAUGCAAAGAUGUAAUCCUACAGACCCACAGUGGAUGUGGCCAACCACUCCUUGUUGCUGGCAGCUAGCAGGUACCUUGGUCAUGCAGGGUGUGUAUUUCAGGCUUGCAUCCCUUUAACUCUGUGCAGGCUUUGCAACACUGUUUUUCUGUUUUGUACUCACUUACUAUCCCUUCUGUCUCAAUAAAGUAAGCUGGACCUGG